Entelurus aequoreus (snake pipefish) is the source of this 1523-nucleotide messenger RNA. RefSeq names its product transmembrane protein 50A (gene tmem50a). The record is from RefSeq and is a predicted model, not a curated record. The transcript has 7 exons. The coding region runs from base 145 to 627 and encodes 160 amino acids. NCBI's taxonomy places the organism in Eukaryota, Metazoa, Chordata, Actinopteri, Syngnathiformes, Syngnathidae. Gene Ontology annotation, biological process: protein targeting to vacuole; late endosome to vacuole transport via multivesicular body sorting pathway.
UUUGUCCCACAAUCUUUGAAGGCACCACUAUGAAUAGUUGCUUUCAACAAACAGUGGGGGCGAACUGCGCAUGCGCUUGACCGAGCUCGGAAGCAAAGUCGGGCUGAUCCAAGGGUCCUCAUAAAAAUAUCGCAAAUAAGAGUCAUGUCUGGAUUUCUGGACGGGAUCCGGUGCGGAGACUGCGAGUGCAAUGUGGACUGGGGUGAAAGAAGAAACACCAUCGCCUCUAUAGCUGCUGGAGUUCUGUUCUUCACUGGUUGGUGGAUCAUCAUAGAUGCAGCAGUGAAGUAUCCGCUACAGGGAGAGUUUCCCCACGCUUAUCACACAUGUGGAGUCAUCGCUACAGUGGCUUUUCUCAUGAUAAACGCUGUGUCAAAUGGCCAAGUGAGAGGUGACAGCUACAGUGAAGGCUGCAUGGGACAGACAGGCGCUCGUGUGUGGCUCUUCAUUGGCUUCAUGAUGGCUUUUGGCUCACUCAUUGCUUCAAUGUGGAUCCUGUUCGGUGGUUUUGUAGUCCCUGAGAAGCCUGUUGUGUACCCUGGCAUAGCCAUUUUCUUUCAAAAUGCAUUCAUUUUCUUCGGGGGUUUGGUCUUCAAGUUUGGACGUACAGAGGAUCUGUGGCAAUAACCGCCUCCCAAGUGUGUCUGUCCAUUAUUAUACACUGCUUUCUAUGUCGUAUGAGACAAUAUGCGCCAGGCUUCAGUGAUUAUCACUUCUUACAUAGCCUUUUUUUAGCGUUCAGAGUUGACAAAUAUAAUUUAUAUUUUUGUUGCUGUUUUAAAAGGUUAAGUCAUAAACAAGCACAAAUCAUAAGACUCCUUGACAGGUUGAAUAUUUUCAACUGUGACACGUUUUAUAAUGUGUACCUGCACUGUGCAGCCAGCCGCGUUGUUAAAAUUGUGUACAACUUUUGUGUAAUUGUUUUGGGAAUUCAAUAUUCUCAAACGGUCCAAAAUUCCUGUGUGUAUGCUUACUAUUCCAUCAGUCGGAAUACAUUUUGUUAUGAUAUGUAAUUGAGGGAAUUACCAUUCACAAACACAUUAAAAACCUUGUCAUGUAGGAUGUUUGUAUGGGUCAAACAUCAAGUGAGCCGGGAAAUUUGUCGUUUAUUGUUAAAAUAGACUUAGACAAAUUAAAUUCUUAUUUAAGUUAAUUUCUUACAAUGGGGUCACACAUCGGCUACCAUGGCAUCAUUAAAGAAAAGUUUUGAGCAGAAAACAUGUCUUGCAUUCAUCUUUUAUAAACAUGGUGUGUACUGUACGUCCAUGGUCCAAUUCUUCAAAUUACUUGCAUACUGCAAGAUGCUCAAACUGAAAAACAUAAUUUUGUUUUCUGUUUUAGAUUGUAUUAUACAUAACACUGCUGUCCAAAAAAGCAUGUAUCUUUAAGUUAUAUUGUCAUUUAUUUUAUUGUAUCCUGUUCAUCCUGCAAUUGACACCAAUAUUGAACAUUUUCACAAUAGUCACAUUUAUUUUCUGAGACGCUGAAUGUUGUUUUCCUUAUCUGUAAGUCCUAAUCAUUAA